This is a messenger RNA of Sorghum bicolor (sorghum), 3630 nucleotides long. RefSeq lists its product as uncharacterized. The coding region runs from base 1486 to 3138 and encodes 550 amino acids. The record is from RefSeq and is a predicted model, not a curated record. Lineage: Eukaryota; Viridiplantae; Streptophyta; Magnoliopsida; Poales; Poaceae. Gene Ontology annotation, molecular function: chromatin binding. The transcript has 6 exons.
CUUGUUGGAGAUUUGGUUGUAGAUUUGGAUGAUUCUGAGCGGGGCUCGGCGCGUUUGGUCCCUGUUUUUUUUUGGCUCGAUUUGGUGCUAUGUUUUGCGUUGAAAUUGCGACUGUUUUUAGUCCGAAUGGAGGCUGUUCAUGUUCUGUCCCUCUUCUCUGCAUGUUUGGAUGCGUUUUAUGCCGUGAAACAUGAGAGUUUAUGGGAUUUACAAGGAUCUCUUCGGCUGAUUUGCGUGCUGCGUUUGUUAGAAGUCCAUGCCUGGGAUUCCUUGGCGGAACAUCGGCUGAUUUGUUCAUCUGGAUUCGGGCUUGUCUAACUCCCCGCUGCAAUCCGCGUUUUUUUUUUCAUAUUUGCUCGUUUGUACCCGAUGCCGGAUGGAUGGUUUCUGUUUAUGCAAUCUUGACGCGAUGAGCGAAUCUGCUGUUCUAUGGACGCGAUAUCUUUACGGAACUAUCUGUUUUCUCAUCUCUAUUGGCGCUUGCAGCUUCUAGGAAACCUAGGAUUAGGAUUAGAUUUCGGUUAAGGAACGCGGAUGCUUUGCCUUCGUUUCCUGCUGUGUCUAGCCUGAUCUGGGCAAGGAAAACCGUAAUCUUCCUCGUAUUUUUCUAUUUCGCUGUUUGGGGAUUCUGUAAUAGGGGCGGCUGGAGACACUGAUGCUUUACUUCAAUGUCCUGCUGUGUCUAGCCUUAUUUGGCUACAAGAGGCACCGUGUCUAGCCAUAUUUGGCAAGAAGAGGUGUUGCCUUCCUCGUAUUUUUCCAUUUGGCUGUUGGAGGGAGCCGCGGCUGCGAAACACAGGUGCUUUACUUCCAUUUCCUGCCGUGUCUAGCCUGAUUAGCAAGAAAAACCGUCUUCAUCGGUUUUUUCCCGUUUAGUGGUUAGACCAAUAGAGGAUUCCUCCACUAUGGUCUGUUGUUUCACCAAAUUUGUUCGGCAACUGAGGUAGUGCAUUUCGCCCUCUCUUGUUUGGCUGUUGGAGGGAGCCGCGGCUGGGCUUCACUUCCAUUUCCUGCCGUGUCUAGCCGGAUUGGCAAGAAAAACCGUCUUCAUUGUAUUUUUCCAUUUUGCGGUUAGACCAUUAGAGGAUUCCUCCACUAUGGUAUUUUGUUUCACCAAAUUUGUUCGGCAACUGUGGUGGCACAUUUCGGCCUCUUUCUGACGUUCAGGAAGACUGUUUCUUGAAUAGAUCCGGACGUAUGUCUCCUAGUUGGGAUUUCUCCGUAUGUUUCCUUAGCUGUUCAUCGACUGAGUUUUUGUUUAGACAAAUUUGUUUUGGGUCGCUUUACGGUUCUUCUAGGAAUGACUAUGAUCUCGCCCGGUUUGUUCAGUAAUAAUUUGGUUGCCUGCGAAACUCAUGCCUUCUCCUUUUCCAUAGGAAUAUGGAGAAUACAGGUGUGUCUCAGUGGAAGCAGCUGCUGGCUUCCUUUGGGCCAAUUGUGUAACCUUGGCAUUUGGGAAUAGAGAUAAGCGAAGCAGCAGCAUGAAUGUAUGCUCAAUCAGGUUAUAGUUAUGGUUCCUCCUCAAUGGCUAAUAGGUGCAAUGUGGAUUCAUAUGAUGACAAUGUUACGGCUUUGAAGGAUGUUUCUUCUAGGGAAGCUUCAAAUGAUUUCACAUGGUUGGGAGCUCCUUGGCAUUGCCAACAACGUCUGAAGCACUACAAAUCUUUCUGCCGUAGAGGAAUUACUAUCUCGGUGCAUAGUUUUGUAUACAUCAUGAGUGAAGAGAUGAAGAGACUUGUUGCUUAUGUGGAAGAUCUCUACGAGGAUACAAAUUCAUGCAACAUGGUCAAGGUACAAUGGUUCGACAAAGUUGAUGAGGUUGGUGUUUCGUUGCCCAUGGAUUUCGAUGACAGAGAGAUUUUCUUUUCUCUGGGCCGUCAAGAUCUCAAUGUAGAAUGCAUUGAUGGGUUGGCUGCAGUCCUGAGUGCCCAGCACUACGAGAAGUUCAAGAGUGAUACCAGAUGCAGCUUGUGGCAACCUUAUUUUUGCUGUCGGCAGAUUGAUAAUGGUGAAGUCAAGCCUUUUGAUGUCACACAGCUGCAAGGCUACUGGAGCCAGGAAAUACUUAGGACCAUGUUCAAUGCAACUUCCUCUCUGAAGGUGCGUUUCAAGGUCCCUAAAUCGGGACCCAGUUCAGAUGGAGGGUUGAAGAGGAAGCGUGAUGCAUUCAACAAUGAUGCUAAUCCACAGAAGGUCAUUUGUUCUGAUGCUUCUACUUCUAGAUUUUAUGGUGGUGAGAACAUCAAACACUUGUGUCCUGGUUGCCAUGUGGAAGUACUAUCUCAAGAUAGUGGUAUAAGGGGAUGUUGGUUUAGAUGUUUGAUUCUGAAGAGGCAUAAAGAUAAAAUCAAGGUGCGGUACCUAGACCUUCAGGAUGCUGAUGAGACUGGAAACUUGGAGGAGUGGGUUAUGCUAACAAGAGUUGCUAAACCUGAUCAACUGGGUAUACGUUUCCAUGGAAGGCCAAUGAUUCGUCCGCAGCACGUGGAAGAAAGCAAGGCCUCUUGCUUUGAUGUUGGAGCCAUUGUUGAUGCAUGGUGGCAUGGUGGCUGGUGGGAGGGAAUUGUGUUGUGCCAGGGAGGCAGAGGGCGUCUACAAGUAUAUUUUCCAGGAGAAAAGCGAAUUGCUGAAUUUGGUGACGAUGAGCUGAGGUAUUCCCUUGAGUGGGUUGAUAACAAAUGGAAUCCUUUGAAGGGAAGAAAAGAUAUCUCAAGCAAGCUGACCUCCACUGCAGACUGUGGAAGUGGAUAUUUGAUUGGGAAACAAGAUCAGCUCGAUUUUGAUGUGCCUCCAAAACCAGAACCUCAACAGGGACUUCGAUAUGACAAGAGGGGUAUUGAGAAACCUUCAGUCUGCACUAUCUCACGAGAUCAGAAACGUGUCCUCGCCGACCUGACUAAUGAUCUGAAGUUAGAUAAUUUGAGGUGGAGGCCAAGAAAGAGGAGUAGAAGAUUUGGGUCAAGAAAGCAGUCGGACACUAGCAGCGGAAGCAGCAGUGGGGACAUGGACUUGUCCAGCCCCAGUGGAAGCUUUGGUCAACCUAAUCUAGUGCCCGACGAGGAGGCAUGCAAGAGCAGUGGAGAGCAGCCUUUUAUGGGUGUGCCUGUGCAGGUUCCAAAUCUUGUGAUGUCCAGGUGAAAGCCAAAUUCAGCAGCACAGGUUGAAGGGGUUAACAUGUUAGCUUCUUACUUUCUGGAGUUACACCGGCCUUGGCGAGAUGUAGGUUUUGUGCAUCCCCAGGUUUUUUUUGCCAGCACAACCCAGAUCCAGGUUUUGACAGUUUUUUUGAAGGCUCAUCAACUAGUAGUCAGUUAGAUGUGCAGAUGUGUCACCAAGAACCAGUAUACAGUUUGUAUGUACUGACUGACCUAGAUAAGUUUUUUAUCUGGUCCCUAAAAUGUGUAGGGUUGAUAGCUUUGUUAACAUCGUCUAGGAGGGGAAGAAGGUCCAGUUUGGUUUCUGGUUUUAGAGCUUUCAUUUUUUUUGGGCAAUCGUAGUCUUUGUUGUUUGUUUGUUCAUCUAGUCUUAGCUGUGGCUCGCCUACAUAAAGUUAUUAUGCUCUACUAAACUCAGUGAGAUGUCACUACUGAAAUCAGUGAAAUAUCACAAGAUAUAGUUGCUUGUUGCCAA